Sitophilus oryzae (rice weevil) is the source of this 3048-nucleotide messenger RNA. Its product is annotated as glutamate receptor ionotropic, kainate 2-like. Gene Ontology annotation, molecular function: transmitter-gated monoatomic ion channel activity involved in regulation of postsynaptic membrane potential; glutamate-gated receptor activity. Gene Ontology annotation, cellular component: plasma membrane; postsynaptic membrane. Gene Ontology annotation, biological process: monoatomic ion transport; synaptic transmission, glutamatergic; modulation of chemical synaptic transmission. The coding region runs from base 76 to 2706 and encodes 876 amino acids. The record is from RefSeq and is a predicted model, not a curated record. The transcript is spliced from 15 exons. Lineage: Eukaryota; Metazoa; Arthropoda; Insecta; Coleoptera; Curculionidae.
CGUAUUUCUAAAAAUAUAUUCAGUUUGUUGCCAUCGGUAUUAAAGCGCAUAACAGGAUAUAUUUCUUGGAGAAAAAUGAUGGAGGAUGUAAAAUACUUUAUUGUUUUGCUUUUUGCGUCCAGCAUAAGUCCGCUGAAAACUCAAUAUAGAAUAGGAGGACUUUUUAACGAUGUUGUGCACCAAGUAGCCUUCCAAGUUAUAAUUAACGAUUUAAAUAACGAGAAUUUGGAUUCGUCAUUUGAAUUUAUACCAGAUCCCUUUAAUGCCUCGUAUUUCAAUAGCUUAGAGGCUAGGAAAGGAGUGUGCACACUUUUAGAACGAGGUGUGAUAGGUAUUUUUGGUCCUAGCUCGCUACAUACAUCGAACUAUAUUCAAGCCAUAUGCGACCAAAAGGAAAUACCUCAAGUUGAGAUUCAUUACGAUAGCAAAAUUGACAGGAAUAAGUGUGUUGUUAAUCUACACCCUCAUCCAAAUGAAAUAUUUCAGUUCUUUAAACAUUUGAUUGUUUCUCUUGGAUGGGACAAGGUAGUUGUCCUAUUUGAAGAUAACGAGAGUUUACUAAGAGUUUCGCCACUGCUCGAACUAAAUAUGGAGUAUGGGGUGGAUCUUAUUUUCAAACAAUUGGAGAAAGAUAGUACAGGAAGUUACAGACAGAUUUUAAAUAUUCUAAAGAAGAUGCCAGAGAAAAAUAUAAUAUUAGAUUGUUCAAUUAAUGUCCUAGAAGAAGUACUAACUCAAGCCCAACAAGUGGGAAUAAUGACAGACGACUACUAUUAUAUCCUAACAAAUUUGGAUAUGGGAGCAAUCAACCUAGAACCAUUUAAAUAUGGUGGUGCCAAUAUUACUGGGGCUAGAAUUUUUGAUCCAAAAAGUGAAAGAGUUUUAGAAAUCAACGACAAAAUUUUGGAUAUCUUGAGAAUUCCUGAAGAAGACAAAGAAAUGUGGACUAUGAGACUUUCUACUGCCCUACUAAUAGACGGAAUACAUUUAUUUUAUAAUGUUAUUAAAGAAAUGACUUCAGUUCAGAAUGAAAUAAGAGCUGAGAGUCUGGAUUGUAGAGACUUCAAUUCGUGGAAAUUUGGAUAUACCUUAGCCAAUCAAAUAAAAGGAAAUGAUUUUCAUGGAGCUAUCACUGGAAGUAUUAAAUUUGACGUCGAAGGUUUUAGAAGAGAUUUUAAUAUAGAGUUAUUGGAACUAACAGAACCUGGUUUGAUAAAAGUUGGAGAGUGGAAUACAAUGAAAAAAGUGUUGCAUAUUAAGAGGCCACAUAAUGAGGUUGUGGAGGAAGGCACUACUACUGAACCAAAUUUAUUUAAUAGAACUUUUAAGGUUAUUACGGUUUUGACUGAUCCUUACGUCAUGAUCAAGCAACUACCUGACCAGUUAAUUGGAAAUGACAGAUACGAGGGAUUUGGUAUCGACGUCAUUCACGAGCUAUCUCUGCUUCUUGGUUUUAACUAUACAAUCUUGGAGCAAAAAGAUGGAGUUAUUGGUAACUUGAAUCGUAACACCAACCAGUGGAAUGGAGCCAUUAGAGAAAUUAUGGAUGGAAAUGCAGACUUGGCUAUUACUGAUUUAACUAUUACUUCUGAGAGAGAAACUGCUGUUGAUUUUACUAUGCCCUUUAUGAACUUGGGUAUCAGCAUAUUGUACAGGAAACCAAUACCCGUACCACCCAGUCUCUUCAUGUUUACUUCCCCUUUUUCCACUUCAGUAUGGGUAAUGCUGGGAGUUGCAUACAUGUUAGUGUCCAUAGCCAUAUUCAUCAUGGGCAGACUGUCGCCAAGCGAAUGGACCAGUCCAUUUCCAUGUAUUGAGGAACCAGAGUAUCUUAUUAACCAAUUCAGUAUAAGAAAUUCUUUGUGGUUUACUAUUGGUGGUUUGUUGCAACAAGGAUCUGAACUUGCACCUACUAUAUCUAUUCGUACAGUUUCCGGAGUUUGGUGGUUCUUUGUGCUGAUUAUGGUGGCUUCCUACACAGCCAAUUUAGCGGCCUUUCUUACAGUGGAAACUUUAGUAACUCCUUUUAAAAAUAUCGACGAGUUAGCCCGACAAACUGAUAUAUCUUAUGGAGUAAAGAAAAAUGGAGCUACUGAGAACUUCUUUAGGGAUUCUAAUGUCAGUAGUCACAGGAAAAUUUUUAAUUUUCUUCGGGAACAUCCAGAAAUGAAUACAAAAGAUAACGAAGAAGGUGUAAUGAGAGUUGAGAAUGAAAACUAUGCUUUCUUUAUGGAGUCAACCUCUGUCGAGUAUAUUGUGCAACGGCACUGCAGUUUGGCUCAAGUUGGAGGUUUACUAGACGAUAAAGGAUAUGGCAUAGCAAUGAAGAAAUAUUCACCAUAUCGCAAUGAUCUGAGUACCGCCGUUUUAAAACUUCAAGAAACCGGUAAACUAACACAACUAAAAAUAAAAUGGUGGAAAGAGAAGAGAGGAGGUAGUACAUGUUCGGUUUCUUCUGAGAGUGCUUCAGCUGAAGCUUUGGAUUUGAAGAAUGUCGGAGGUGUAUUUCUAGUUCUAUUUCUGGGAGCUAUUUUUGCAUUAAUAGGCUCGUUUCUGGAGAUGGCCGCUAGUAUAUACAAGAGAUGCAAGAGCUCCAAUUUGAACUUCAAAGAAGAACUACGCAAAGAGCUGGCCUUUACUCUGAAGUUUAAAACCAAUGUGAAAGAAGCUCCUAUGAAAUCCAUAUCAGAUACCAAAAGUAUUUAAUAUGCUUCUGUAACUUUAUUGUGACAGUUAUUAUGGAACGAGAAAACAUAGAUAUUAGUAUAUUAAUAGAUAAAGGAAACAAGUUUAGAUUGGAAUGCUCGGCUUGCCGCCAAAACCGAUAAGCCGAUUGUUUUGGAGCGCAUUCCUUGUAUGGCGCUGCUAUAGCGGUUGCUAAGAACAACCGCAAACAAGAACAGAAAUAAUAUUCUCUUGCCAAAGUCAGGAUCAUAGACAAACAAAUAAAAAGAGACUGACAAAUCCCAUGGUAAAGAGUGGGACCGCGUUCCCAUAGCGCAACUCAGAAUAACAAUUUUGAAACCAAUUAGCAGGACCAUGGCAGGA